AUGCCAAAGUCUUUUCUGAUCAAGCAAAAAGCAGUCAAGAAAUAUUCCCGCGGUCAAUGUUGCUAUCCAGGUACGUCUAGCAUGGUUUAAUUUUUUGUUAAAUAUAUCUUCCUUCCCACAUCCAACGCAAAGAUAAUUGAUAUUUGGAGUUCUAAAAACCUUGCUUCGACGCACUUUUUUUCAAAUAUAUUUAUAUAAGACUUUUGAGAAUUGAGAAUUAGGAUAAAACGACAAUCAAAAUGAAUGCAAAUUUUUUGGUAAAUAUUUAUCUUGAUUAUCACAGUUGGACGCAAAUGUAUAGUCGAUAAGUGUUUUGAAAGUAUUUUCUCCAAGUAUUUUUUAUACAUCUAAGACGUCUAAGGGUCUUUGAAAAUUAGACAUAUAUAGCUAUAGAAUCAUGCAAGGGAUCAUCAUUAUAAAAUAAUUUUCUUAUUCGAUUGAUCGCACUUGAGUUGAGCGCAGAGCGAAAGGUAUAGUUGACCACAACUCGACGUAGUCGUUCAAAUAUUUUUACCUAAGUGAAAUUACCUUUUAAGCACUUUCAUAUAAGACCAAGUGAAAAUCCGGAGGCGAAAGUCAACAAAGUAGAAAUGCACGCAGAUCAGUUUAAAAUCAACUCGUCGUCUAUCACGGUAUCUCCACAUUGACCUUACGUAAUUCUUGUACAAAACUGAAACUGUUGAACCAUGACUGAUAAGCAAGCGAACAAAUGAAAGCGCAAGAUGUUUUCGCACAAGAUUCUCAUCUUCACAAAGCCGUCAUUUUUUCUUCGCCUCGGGCUAUUAUAUUUAGACCAAUUCGGUUUCUCGCAGUAUAUAUAGUGGAUGAAAGAAGGAUGAUUCAGACGUUUCGGUGUCAAAAAUGUUUAGCCAAAACAAUUGGGGGGACUGUGUCGCUCUGCUGGGGGCACCGGGUAACAAUUCAAAGAGAACAUUCAAAAUGGCCGACAAAUUAUGUUUUUAACUUCAUAUUUUAUAUUCAUAUUAAAAUUUAGGGAAAGUACGUGAUUUACUAAUUUUCAGGGGAUGUAGCUAAGACCGACCCUUCAAGAAUUCUGUGACAUUCGGAUUAGACGCGGACUACUUCGGAUUAUAAUUCAGAUUAUGGUCUGUAAAUGUGGGCUAGAUUUCUGUUACAUUUAAUUUAUAUUUCGACUAAAAUGUUUUAAAAGUUGUAUACGAGGAUGCCGUCAAACGUUACAAGCGUUAUGGAACAACGGAGUAGACCAUUUAAAUAUAUCCCAAAAAGCGGAUGAAUCAGUAUUGUCUAUUGAGCAUUUCAGGUCAAAUUAUCUAACAUGCAGAAAAUUUCGGCUCUUUAUUCUGAUUUCGUAUUAUGUAAAAGAUUCUUAUUAAAACAUUAAAACACCAAUGCGCCAUAGUUGCCGUUUUGUUUUACUAGUCUACAGGCAGAUCAUUUUUUUCGUCAUGGGAAGCUAGUCAUAGAGAUUAUAAAUAACACUAGAGGAGGCAUCGAGUUUAAAAAUUGGGAACGCAGCUAAUGGGGGGCAAAUUCAAGUCCCGGAUACAAAAUCGUGCUCUCAUUGGCUGAUUUGAAACUGGUCACCAAUGGGAACACGAAUACACAUCCGGGACUUGAAUUUGCCCCCCAAUAGUCGCGUUCCCUUUUUUUACUGAAUUAAGAUUACAAUGCCUCCUCUAGUGUCAACGGAUGAGUGUCAAGUCAAGCGAGCGCAAAAAGGGUGACUGUAAAUAGUUUGUAAUCAGGUGCCGCUGAAGCAAAGGGCCACACUGGCACUGCCCCCUCCCCCCGUCUCGGCGGCCCUGCUUGUAAUAGCUUGACUGUGUAUCUUAACAUGUCUGUCUGUUAGUUCAUGUAUCCCAUAGAAUUUUAUUCCUCACGCAAAUGCCAAUUUUUCAUAUUCUCUGUAGACUAUGCUCCAUAUUUCUGUCCCGAUGAUGCUACGACGGAGCUCGAUAGUCCUCCGUUUGGUUACGAGAAGAUCUACGAUUUGGGCCGAACACGCGAAGCGCAGGAUGACCACAAACUACCUGAAACGGAAUCAACGCCUUGGAAAACGCAGCAGCCCAAUCACUUCGAAGGAACACACGAGCGGGACCACAGAGUAGCCGAGAGGACACCAAACUCAACAAGUCCCCAAACACCCUCGAUGUUCUAUGAUAACCAUUGGAUAAAUCAAUCCAUCCUAUUCCCCUUCUCAUUUCAUGAUUUUGAAAUGAAACCGCGCGCCGAGGGGACUGAAACCGAAUCUCCAGAAAAUUCUAAGAAUCAUCUUCAGUGUGUCACGUGCAAAAAGGAUUUUGACACACGCGCGGCAUUGGAAGAGCACGUGAAGACCACGCACACGAAUUCCAACCGAAGUUACACGUGUCAGUACUGCAGCAAAUCUUUCUCCCGUUCUUGGAAUUUUCAACGUCACGUGUUGAUUCACAAAGGUAGGGGGUAUUUUCUAGAACUGCAAACAGGUUGUAACCAGUUCAAUUGUCAUAGAUAAUUGUAGUAGAAUUAAUCCGUACUAAAUUGUGUGAAUAAUUAACCGUUAUUAGGAGAAAAGCCUCACAAAUGCGAAAAAUGUCCGAAGGCGUUUGUGCUGGCCGCUCACCUCAAGAUUCAUAACCGCAUACAUACCGGAGAAAAACCUUACACCUGCGAGGUGUGUUCCCGGGGAUUUGCCCAGCUCACCAACCUUCAGCGACACGUGUUGACCCAUACCGGGCAAAAGCCCCACAAAUGUUCGUACUGCCCCAAGGGAUUCGUGAGCUCCAGCGAUCUCAGGAGGCACGUCAGAACGCACACCGGCGAAAAACCUUAUCAGUGCAAAGUCUGUCCGAAGGCGUUUACGACAUCGGGGAAUCUGCAUUCACACAUGCUGACGCACAGCGGUGAGCGUCCGUAUCAUUGCAAGAUUUGUAAAUGGAAGUUUAUUUCAUCCAGUAAUUUACGUACUCAUAUUAGAAUACAUCACAAAAGGCCCGCAGGGACACCUUAA
Messenger RNA from Paramuricea clavata, 2971 nucleotides. Lineage: Eukaryota; Metazoa; Cnidaria; Anthozoa; Malacalcyonacea; Plexauridae. The record is from the annotation of a GenBank genome assembly.